ACCUGAAGGCAUCAGGAGGAGACUGGCGAAGGCGACGUGAAACUGACUGGCGGAGGGGGGAAGGGGAGGCUAAGAGGCUGGAGGGGGCAGGAAUCAACCGCUAAUGUGUGUCAGUCGGCUGGAGACGGUGAGAGGGGAGAAGGAGGAAGGCACAAAGAGGGGCCAGACUGCGGAGGCGAGCGGCGACGAGUCCAGACAAAGACGAACUGAGAGGGACGCACGCGGAGCGGAGCCUCAACAAGUUUUGUCUGUGAUCAUCCAGACGUGGGGAACCCAAUAAACCCGGAGAGAAUUGGUCACAGUCCAGCGGCUUCGCCUCCUCUCCUUUUGUUCUCUGCUGAACGACUGAAGACAUGCCCAUCCUGUCAACAAGCACAGGUCUGCACGAGUCCCUGGCGCUGCUCACAUCUCAGCUUCACCCUGAUGCCAACCACAAAGAAGACCUGGUCUUUCUCAAAGAUGUUUUCAGUGAGAAAAGUCUUGGAUACUUGAUGAAGAUCCACGAGAAACUGAACCAGUAUGUGAAGUACAGCCCCACCCCCGUCUUACACAGCGCCUCCUGUUUGGCAGAGGAUUUGGCUGAGGAGCUUCAGAACGGACCGCUGGAGGAUGACGAGCGAGAACUCCUCCACCUCCUGAGCACGCCACAUUUGAAGGCGGUGCUGUCGGCCCAUGACAUCGUCGCUCAGAAGAAGUUUGACCCAGUUCUUCCACCGCUGCCCGAGGAUCUGGACGACGACAUCGAGGAGGAGUCGGUGAAGAUUGUGCGCCUGGUAAAGAACAAAGAGCCGCUGGGAGCUACCAUUCGAAAAGACGAGGCAACCGGAGCUGUGAUUGUGGCCAGAAUCAUGAGGGGAGGUGCAGCUGACCGCAGUGGUCUGGUGAAUGUUGGAGAUGAGCUUCGAGAGGUCAACGGACACCUGAUAACACACAAGAGGCCGGAUGAGAUUAGUCAGAUCCUGUCUCAGUCUCAAGGCUCCAUCACCCUGAAGAUCAUUCCAGCUGUUACAGAUGAUGACAAACUGAGGGAGAGUAAGGUCUUCCUCCGGGCUCUGUUUGACUACACGCCUUAUGAGGACAAGGCCACUCCAUGCCAAGAGGCGGGGCUUCCUUUCAGGAAGGGGAACAUUCUUCAGGUAGUUUGCCAAGAGGACGCCACCUGGUGGCAGGCCAAGAGGGUAGGAGACUGUAACCUCCGUGCUGGCCUCAUCCCCUCCACGCAGUUUCAGGAGAGACGUUUGAGAUACCGCAUGAAAAUGGGCUCCCUUCCUGCCCCCGUUCCCCCAAAAGCUCCUCUAUAUGAUCGCGGUGAGAGAGAAGACUGUGACAGUAAAGCUGCUCUGAAUGGAAAAGAUGUAGUUUCUCCCAAGAGUAAGACGGCUCCUGCCUUCUGUGGCCAUGCUUUCUCAUGGGAGUUUUACUCAGCCAGCCUGCGCAGAAGUUUCCGUCUGAAGAGAGAUCGCCAGAGCGCGCCUGCAGACGCCGCAGAUCCCAAACACACAGAGUUCCUCAUUUAUGAGGAGGUCACGCAGUUCGUAACACGGCCCGGAGAAAGGCCCCGCCUGAUCGUGCUGAUAGGUUCUUUAGGGGCUCGGAUCAACGAGCUCAAGCAGAAGGUGAUCGCCGAGAAUCCUCGCCGCUACGGUUUGGCUGUACCGCACACCACCCGAACCAGGAGGAGCUACGAGAGAGAAGGAGUGGAGUACCACUUCAUCAGUAAAGCAGCUUUUGAAGCCGAUAUUCAGAACGGAAAGUUUAUUGAGUUUGGGGAAUAUAAAGACAAUCUUUAUGGAACCAGUUUGGAAUCCAUCAACAGAGUUCUGAACCACAAUAAGGUCUGCCUGCUGGAUGUGCAACCAGAGGCUCUGAAAACGCUUCGAACUGCUGAGUUCAAACCGUACGUGAUCUUUGUGAGGCCUCGGAUCCAUGAUGGUCAAGGGAAAGGCUUUGGCUCCUCCUCCUCGCUGAGCGUCGGGCUCACGGAGGAGGAUCUUCUGGAAAUGAGUCAGUCGGCCGAGCGGAUGGAGGAGUGCUACGGUCACUGGGUGGACUACGUCCUGGUGAAGGAAGAUCUAAGCGGGGCUGUGGCAGAACUCCACGGGACUCUGGAGAGGGCUCAGACGGAGCCACAGUGGGUUCCUGUGAGCUGGGUGAGGCGAUAGCAGCAGGAGUCCUCCAGCAUUCACUGCCCUGUUCACGUCAGCGGAGCGUGCCAUCAUUCCAGAAGAGCGACCAAAACCAGAUCUCCACCGUCUACAUGUGUGUAACAGCAGCUAUGUCAAGUGCCAUAAAAUAAAUAAAUCUGCAGCUGA
Oryzias melastigma (Indian medaka) is the source of this 2312-nucleotide messenger RNA. RefSeq names its product membrane protein, palmitoylated 3b (MAGUK p55 subfamily member 3) (gene mpp3b). The transcript has 20 exons. Gene Ontology annotation, molecular function: protein binding. NCBI's taxonomy places the organism in Eukaryota, Metazoa, Chordata, Actinopteri, Beloniformes, Adrianichthyidae. The coding region runs from base 354 to 2162 and encodes 602 amino acids. The record is from RefSeq and is a predicted model, not a curated record. Gene Ontology annotation, cellular component: cell-cell junction; plasma membrane.